Messenger RNA from Selaginella moellendorffii, 1934 nucleotides. RefSeq lists its product as uncharacterized. Lineage: Eukaryota; Viridiplantae; Streptophyta; Lycopodiopsida; Selaginellales; Selaginellaceae. The transcript has 13 exons. Bases 212 to 1753 code for a protein of 513 amino acids. The record is from RefSeq and is a predicted model, not a curated record. Gene Ontology annotation, molecular function: 3'-5'-RNA exonuclease activity; calcium ion binding.
UCCAUGGUGGAGUUUGGUCAGGGGAUUCGUGUGGAAGGCGCGGCCAGGGCGAGGAGUUGGCGAUUCCAUUGCGCGUUGUCCAUUGUUUCGCAAUGAGCGCAAGGAAUCUCGCACAGGGAUUUCUCCGGUUCUUUUUUUUUUCUUCCUCCUCUUCUUCGAUCCUCCGAUCAGCUCACAGCCGCUCGGCUUGGAUCGCCCGGCAGGUCUGAGAAUGCCCGUUCUUCACGAUUUCUCGUCGGCGAAUCAGUCCUCCGCGGCUCGAAAUACCAUGCUGUGCCAAGCGCCGUGGGACUUGGCAUCCUCGGGCGAUUUGAAGAGGAAGAGAUCGUGGAGGGAAGCCGGUCGCGCUGUCUGUUUCAAGGACGAAGCGGCUUCUAGCGCGGUGAACACGUCCUUCUCGUGCACUACUUUCAACAUUUUGGCACCGAUUUACAAGCGCGUCAAUGGAGAGGAAUGUCGCGAGAGCCAAUCUCGAGAGGUCUGGCUGGACAGGAAUCGGAGGAUACUGGACAUGCUUCUGAAAGGGAAAUCGUCGGCAAUUUGCUUGCAGGAAUUUUGGACGGGAAACGAAGAGCUAGUUGAGUUGUAUGAGAAAACUUUAGGAGCAGCGGGGUAUGACAUGCGAAAACUUGCUAGGCCAAACGGACGCGGUGAUGGGCUCUUCACUGCUGUAAAGAGAGACGUCUUACGGGUGAUGGACUAUCAGGAGCUGCAGUUUCACGAUUGCGGUGACCGUGUUGCCCAGUUUCUACGCCUCCAAUCAAACAUUCCAAUGUACAGAGACUGUUUGCACGUAGCUGGACAACAAGAAGUUCUUCUUGUCAAUACUCAUCUCAUAUUCCCGCACAACUCCAACUUUUGUCUGGUGCGGCUGCGUCAGGUUUACAAGAUCCUCAAGUAUUUGGAGCAGUACAAAGAUGACCACAAUCUAUCGCAUGCGCCAGUUUUACUCUGCGGGGAUUGGAACGGGAGCAAAAGGGGCCAGGUGUACAAGUUCCUGCGGUUGCAAGGGUUUGUGUCAUCGUACGAUGUUGCUCACCAAUACUCGGAUUGUGAAGCUGAUGCGCAUCGGUGGGUGAGUCAUCGUAAUCACCGGGGCAAUAUUUGUGGAGUCGAUUUUAUAUGGUUGCUCAAUCCCAGCAAAAGUACAAGGUCGCUGAGAGAAAACUGGAAAAGCGCUGUAUUCGGCAUCAUUAAAUCAAAACUUCUCCGUGAACACGGCAAACAAGGAAGAGACGCGUUUUGUUUUUUCCAGCAGAACGAAUGCGAUGAAUGCUUGACUUAUGAAGAUUUCCAUGCGACUCUAAGACGGCUUGAGCUGACGAAGGAGGACUUGGAAGGGCUCUCAAGAGAUGAGAUUGAGGAACUGAUAAAAUCUGCAGACUUUGAUGGCAACGGCGUCAUUGACUACGACGAAUUUCAAGAGAGUCUCGCGUUUGACAAUGCUUUCGACUGCAACAACGGAAGCAGCCUUGGCAGCUGGUCGAAGAGAAUCUUCCAAACGGAAAUAAGAAAAAGCUCCUGGGAGUUUGCUCAGCCUGAAGAGCCGGAUCAUCAUCCUUGCCUGGUGGAGUCGAGUCCUGAGCUUGACGUGAGACACGCAUCGUUUCAUCCCCCGGAAGUGGAGCAGGGGACAUGGCCCGACAACUACUCUUUGUCCGACCAUGCACCUCUGACUGCCAUGUUUGCUCCGGUGUACGCGCAAAGCAGGUUGUUGCAACAAUUGCCGGCAAAUUUCGGCUUUUACGAUUGAUUAAAGGAAGAGCUAUAUUGCCUUAUAACGUAAGAUUGACGAGGGACCCAAACUUUUAAUACCUUCUCAUCUGGUCCAGACACGAGAAGAGACCGCCAACGGGGAUACUCAGGUUUCGUAGAAAUAUAUAUUAUAAUGUUCGUGAAUGAAACUGAGAAUUUCAACAAAUUAUUUCUUGUUA